AUGAAAUUACCAGAAUCAAUGCUCCUCCUCGAACCCUUGCAUUGCACAGCCGAAGAAAUCCUUCAAAGCGGUGCUCGCAAUUCCACUGCAGUACAGAACUACCUCAGUUAUCUUGAGAAAGGAUGGCUAGGUCAAGCGUUGAUAGAAAGAUAUACCUACACCCAAUCCCCAUCUACACCAGCAGGAAUGAUUCGAACCAACGCCAUCAUAGACGGCAAGUUUAUAGAGUGGUUGAAGCCUAUUCAAGACGAAAUAAAAGACGAUUUACGUGACUUGCUCAAAGGAGGAUAUAUCGAGGAGCUUGUUACCGAACGGAGUAUCUACGCAAAAGCGAUGGAAAUUUAUCCCGAUGAUCCUGGACGAGAGCUUUUGGGGCAGUUGGUUGAGAUGAUUGAUGAAGGUUUGCAGGAAAUGCCAAAAGUAUACGUGAUAGUCAAGAACAAAGAGGGAGAAGCAGUUGGACCGCUGAUUGAGGUUAAAGGGAGUUGUGGAGUGGAAGACGCGAUUGCAGGAUUGAGUCAGAAGGUCCUGGAUGAAGGGGUUGUGGGGAUGGAGAUCAGAAAGUCUGGAUGCAGAAUCAGCUCAAGCUUCGAUUGA
Messenger RNA from Aureobasidium melanogenum CBS 110374, 597 nucleotides. RefSeq lists its product as uncharacterized. The transcript is spliced from 3 exons. Bases 1 to 597 code for a protein of 198 amino acids. The record is from RefSeq and is a predicted model, not a curated record. NCBI's taxonomy places the organism in Eukaryota, Fungi, Ascomycota, Dothideomycetes, Dothideales, Saccotheciaceae.